CAAGGUUUCCCGGCCUUCGAGGGUAACACACAAGCGCGCUGACUCUUCCGAAGCGGCCGCCACAGUGCAGCCCCGCAAUGUCCGGCGUGUACACCAAGAAGUCCGUGGACGACGUGCACGACACUUCGGAGGGCGCUCUGCCUUUCAAGUUGCAACGGAUAGCGGAAGAAGAGCUGGGCGAGACACUAGCUAAGAGACAAGAUGCGCUCGAGAAGCUCACGCAGCUCUUGGAAGCGGAAGAAGAGCUCCGCGCAAACAAAGAUCCCAAGUUCCUGCUGCGUUUUCUGCGGGUACGCAAGUACAACGUGGACGGCGCACUUCAAACUAUCCGCAACUACUACAAGAACAGAGCUUCCUGUGUGUCCAUCUUCCGGGACUUCUUGCCGCGGAAGGCACCACCGGCGGGCCGGAAUCUCAUGAUGGUGAUGCCGGAGAAAGACGUUCACGGGCGUCCCAUAAUCCUCUGUAAACCAGGUGUAUGGAUGCCGAACGAGCUGCCCUAUGUAGACCUUCAGUGCACGUGGCUCAUCUGCAUGGAACACAUAGCGGCCGACCCAGCAGCACAGAUUCUAGGAGUUGUGCUCUUGGUGGACUACGCUGAAUUUACGCCCGACAAGAUCCUAUCGCUGAGCAUCGGCCUCAUCAGGAGAGCCCUAGAAUAUAUCCAGGAUUGCAUGCCGAUGAGAAUGAAGGCAGUGCACAUCGUGAGGCAAUCAUACGCUUUCGAUUUGUUUUUUGCGCUCAUCAAGCCUUUCAUAAGGGCGAAGUUGGCCGAAAGGUUUCGCUUCCACGGGGAGAACUUUGAAAAGCUCCACGAGGAAAUCUCUCCGAAGACUCUGCCUGAGGAAUACGGAGGUCAAGGACCGCCGGUCGACCACGACGCAUUUUGGAAGCUAGUAGACGCCGAGGAAAAGGACUUCGCUGCCGCCAACCGCUUUGGCUACCCCAUGAAAGACCAGGACGAUUUGCCACCUGACAGUGAGGAACUGACGCAGGAGCUCACGUCGCUGUGAGUGCAGCAUUGACAUUCGCGACCAGCUCAGUGCGAGGGUGUUGUAAAGAAGAAACAUUCUGUGCCUCGCAGCAAGCACCACGUUUUUCGGCGAAAUAAAGACAGUCUGAAACUAA
Molecule: messenger RNA, 1128 nt
Organism: Dermacentor silvarum
Lineage: Eukaryota; Metazoa; Arthropoda; Arachnida; Ixodida; Ixodidae
Product: alpha-tocopherol transfer protein-like
Exons: 5
Coding region: 78-1013 (311 amino acids)
Cellular component (GO): membrane
Molecular function (GO): phosphatidylinositol bisphosphate binding
Source: RefSeq, a predicted model, not a curated record